GCGAGACCGAGCAGGGUGAGGGGCGGGGAAAUCGAGCUGGUAAAGCGCGCGGCGAAGGACACCUCACGGGAUACGCAGGAAGGAAAUUCGCGACCUAAGAGACGUUACCGCCGGUAACAGGCGGUGAUUGUCCGCCGCAAGAGAGCGGCCAACUACAGAAACAAAAGUGUCAGGCUUCUGAAAUAUCGCUGACGUCACAGCUCUCGCGAGACACACCGACUGGCUGGAAAGGCAGCGCAGUGUCCGAAAAGAGGAGGAGGCCGGGGAGACAUGAUGAUGAUGGAGCCCCCGUUACCCCCAACCCAGGAUCAACAGUCUGUUAGAAAUCAAAACGAAGAGGCGGAGGAGAAAAGCCCGAGCCAGACAAGCAGUGGGACUCAUGGUCCAGCCGGCGAAGCGCCUGCGGAACUCAGCAAGUCUGCCAGAGGCCUGGUCAGGAUGUGCGACUUGCUGCUGAAGAAGAAGCAACAGCGCCAGCGGAGGCAACAAGGAACUGGAGCUUCGCCGGCCUCACCCACUGGGACUGGGCCUCCUGGCAGAAGCCGCAGACAGAAGAGGAGUCGUAGCAGCCGUACAGCCAGCAGCAGCGAUACCGACAAGAGUAGCGACAGCGCCGGCAGUAGCAGCCAAGAUGAGGAGGAGGAAGAGGAAGAAGAGGUGUCCGAGGUGGAGUCCUUCAUUUUGGACCAGGAUGAUUUGGAGAACCCAAUGCUGGAGACUGCUUCCAAGCUACUUCUGUCAGGAACAGCAGAUGGCACAGAUCUAAGAACAGUAGACCCUGAAACACAGGCCAGACUUGAGGCGCUGCUUGAAGCUGCAGGAAUUGGUAAAUUAUCCACUGCUGAUGGUAAAGCGUUCGCAGAUCCUGAAGUACUCCGCAGAUUGACAUCCUCGGUCAGCUGCGCGUUGGAUGAAGCUGCUGCUGCACUUACCAGAAUGAGAGCUGAGAGCACCUCUAAUGCAGGGCAGACGGACAACCGCAGUUUAGCAGAAGCUUGCUCUGAAGGAGAUGUGAAUGCAGUGCGGAAGCUUCUUAUUGAAGGCCGCAGUGUCAAUGAGCACACAGAAGAAGGGGAGUCCCUUCUCUGCCUCGCCUGUUCAGCGGGGUACUAUGAACUUGCACAGGUUCUUCUGGCUAUGCAUGCAAAUGUAGAAGAUCGAGGCAUAAAAGGAGAUAUAACGCCUUUGAUGGCUGCUGCUAAUGGGGGACAUGUGGAAAUUGUGAAACUGCUGCUAGCCCAUGAUGCUGAUGUAAACUCCCAGUCAUCCACAGGAAACACAGCACUUACCUAUGCCUGUGCAGGGGGUUAUGUAGAGGUUGUUAAGGUGCUGCUGGAAUCCGGUGCUAGCAUCGAAGACCAUAAUGAGAAUGGUCACACGCCACUUAUGGAAGCAGGAAGUGCUGGGCAUGUGGAAGUAGCCAGGGUCCUUCUGGAGAACGGAGCAGGAAUUAAUACUCAUUCCAACGAGUUUAAGGAGAGUGCACUUACUUUGGCAUGCUAUAAAGGGCAUUUAGAGAUGGUAAGGUUCCUUUUGGAAGCUGGAGCAGAUCAGGAACACAAGACUGAUGAAAUGCACACUGCCUUAAUGGAAGCUUGCAUGGAUGGCCAUGUCGAGGUAGCUCGGCUGCUUCUUGACAGUGGAGCUCAGGUAAACAUGCCAGCGGACUCCUUUGAGUCACCGCUAACACUGGCAGCUUGUGGCGGACAUGUAGAGCUGGCAGGCUUGCUUAUUGAGCGUGGUGCUAACCUGGAGGAAGUUAAUGAUGAAGGUUAUACACCUCUUAUGGAAGCAGCGAGAGAAGGACAUGAAGAAAUGGUGGCAUUACUUCUGGGACAGGGAGCAAACAUCAAUGCUCAAACAGAAGAAACUCAAGAAACUGCCCUUACCUUGGCUUGUUGUGGUGGCUUUUUGGAAGUAGCUGAUUUUCUGAUUAAAGCUGGAGCAGAUAUAGAGCUAGGAUGCUCUACUCCCUUGAUGGAGGCGGCUCAAGAAGGGCACUUAGACUUGGUCAAAUUCUUGCUAUCAGCUGGAGCCAAUGUCCAUGCAACAACCGCAACAGGUGACACAGCUUUGACAUAUGCAUGUGAAAAUGGGCAUACAGAUGUGGCAGAUGUUUUACUUCAAGCUGGUGCAGACUUGGAGCAUGAAUCAGAAGGCGGAAGGACUCCCUUAAUGAAAGCGGCCAGGGCCGGUCAUGUCUGCACUGUCCAGUUUCUCAUUAGCAAAGGUGCCGAUGUGAACAGGACAACAGCGAACAAUGACCAUACAGUGCUAUCUCUUGCGUGUGCUGGAGGACAUUUGGCCGUGGUAGAGUUGCUUUUGGCUCAUGGAGCUGAUCCCACUCGCAGACUAAAGGAUGGUUCUACAAUGCUCAUUGAAGCUGCCAAAGGUGGUCACACUAGUGUGGUUUGCUACCUGUUGGAUUACCCCAAUAACCUUCUCUCUGCUCCCCCGCCUGAUGUCACACAGUUCACACCACCUUCCCAUGAUUUGAAUCGGGCUCCUCGUGUACCAAUGCAGGCACUGCCAAUGGUUGUCCCACCCCAGGAACCAGACAAACCCCCUGCCAAUGUUGCUACAAACCUUCCCAUCAGAAAUAAAGCUGCUUCUAAGCAGAAGUCCAGUGGCCAUGUGCCAGACGGUGGCCAGGAUGCGCAGGGAUACAUCAGCAGUCAGUCUCCAGAGAGCAUUGUUGAAGAGGCUCAGGGGAAGCUAACAGAGUUGGAGCAGAGGAUCAAAGAAGCCAUUGAAAAGAAUGCCCAGUUACAGUCCUUGGAGCUGGCACAUGCUGACCAGCUGACCAAGGAGAAGAUAGAGGAGCUAAACAAAACCCGUGAAGAGCAGAUUCAGAAGAAACAAAAGAUUUUGGAGGAGCUUCAAAAGGUUGAGAGGGAACUGCAGCUAAAGACCCAACAGCAGCUUAAAAAACAAUACCUUGAAGUGAAGGCCCAGAGAAUCCAACUUCAGCAACAGCAGCAACAACAAUCCUGCCAGCAUCUGGGGCUGUUAACUUCAGUAGGUGAAGAAAUUACAGAAGUAGACUAUGCCCAUUUACAGCAGGUUGACACCAUCCUGCUGAAGGAGGACUCUCAGCAACCUGCUGUACAGAUGGGUUUUAGCCCCAUGCAGCCUCUGGCAAUACCACAAGCUUUACCUUUAGCAGCUGGUGCUUUAUCCUCUGGGCCCAUUGCAAAUCUAGCAGACCUCCAAGGAGUUAUAGUGGGACAACAAGAAUUGGGUCAAGCACAGCUAACUGGUAUUGGGCCAGGUGUUCUCUCCGAAACACAAGAAGGUUUAAUGGUAGCCAGUCCUGCACAGACCCUCACUGAUACGCUAGAUGACAUCAUGGCAGCAGUGAGUGGACGAACAUCUGCAAUAUCAAACACUCCUACCCACAGCAUUGCAACUUCCAUUUCCCAACCUCAGACGCCAACUCCAAGCCCUAUCAUCUCUCCUUCAGCCAUGUUGCCUAUCUACCCUUCGAUUGAUAUUGAUGCACAGACUGAAAGUAAUCAUGAUACCGCUCUGACUCUGGCCUGUGCUGGUGGACAUGAGGAACUUGUGCAGACGCUUCUAGAAAGAGGGGCCAACAUUGAACAUAGAGACAAAAAAGGCUUCACCCCACUUAUUUUGGCUGCAACUGCUGGGCAUGUUGGUGUGGUGGAAAUUUUGUUAGACAGCGGUGCAGAUAUUGAAGCUCAGUCUGAGAGGACCAAGGACACACCGCUAUCUUUGGCCUGCUCUGGAGGCAGACAAGAGGUGGUGGAGUUGUUGUUGGCCCGUGGGGCGAAUAAAGAACAUAGAAAUGUUUCAGACUACACCCCUUUAAGUUUGGCUGCUUCUGGUGGCUAUGUAAACAUUAUCAAAAUCUUGUUGAAUGCUGGAGCUGAGAUCAAUUCCAGAACUGGUAGCAAGUUGGGAAUCUCUCCUUUGAUGUUGGCAGCAAUGAAUGGUCACACAUCUGCUGUGAAACUUCUCCUGGAUAUGGGCUCGGACAUCAAUGCCCAAAUAGAAACCAAUCGCAAUACUGCACUUACGCUGGCUUGUUUCCAAGGGAGAACUGAAGUGGUUAGCCUGCUCCUGGACAGGAAAGCUAAUGUGGAGCAUAGAGCUAAGACUGGUCUUACUCCCUUGAUGGAAGCCGCAUCCGGUGGUUAUGCCGAAGUGGGGAGAGUGCUUCUUGAUAAAGGUGCAGAUGUGAACGCCCCUCCUGUGCCAUCUUCACGAGACACGGCUCUGACCAUUGCAGCAGACAAGGGCCACUAUAAAUUCUGUGAGCUCCUUAUCAGCAGGGGAGCACAUAUUGAUGUCCGCAACAAAAAGGGCAACACUCCUCUGUGGCUGGCAGCGAACGGAGGUCAUUUGGAUGUUGUUCAGCUGUUGGUUCAGGCCGGAGCUGAUGUAGAUGCAGCAGACAACAGAAAGAUAACUCCUCUCAUGGCAGCGUUUAGAAAGGGUCAUGUUAAGGUGGUGCGCUACCUUGUGAAAGAGGUAAACCAAUUCCCAUCAGACUCCGAGUGCAUGAGAUACAUUGCUACCAUAACAGACAAGGAGAUGUUGAAGAAGUGCCACCUCUGUAUGGAAUCAAUUGUUCAAGCCAAAGACAGACAGGCUGCUGAAGCAAACAAGAAUGCUAGCAUCCUUUUAGAGGAGCUGGAUCUGGAAAAGUUGAGAGAGGAAAGCAGAAGGCUCGCAUUGGCUGCAAAACGAGAGAAAAGGAAGGAGAAACGGCGAAAAAAGAAAGAGGAGCAAAGGAGAAAACUUGAAGAAAUAGAAGCAAAAAAUAAGGAGAACUUUGAACUGCAAGCUGCUCUUGAGAAGGAAAAACAAAAAGCUGAGGAUGAACCCCAAGUCUUAACCGAGCCACCUAGUGCAACCACAACCACCACUAUUGGAAUAUCUGCCACGUGGACGACACUCGCUGGGUCUCAUGGGAAAAGAAACAAUACAAUAACAACCAGCAGCACCAAGCGGAAAACUAGAAAGAACAAAAUUGCUGCAGAAAAUGUGCAGAUUAUCUUUGAAGACCAGCUCCCUAUUGCGUAUGGGCAGCAAGAAAAGCUCAAUGGAGAGUCUAAGAGCAGCAGUACCAGUGAAAGUGGAGACAGUGACAACAUGAGGAUCUCCAGCUGCAGCGAUGAGAGCAGUAACAGCAGCAAUAAGAGUGACAAUCAUUCUUCUACAAUUGACAUUAGUUUACCAAGCAAAAAGAAACCCUCUGUCCUUGUCACUUCUCCCAAGGAGGAUAGAAAAAUACCAGCUAAAACUUCAGUAAAGUUAUCUGAAUCCGUUGUUGAAGCAACUGUUAAUUCGUUGUCCGCAAGCACUAAAUCUGGGCCUUCGCCACUUACUUCUCCUAAUGGGAAGCUUACCAUAGCUAGUCCUAAAAGGGGGCAGAAGAGGGAAGAAGGCUGGAAAGAAGUAGUCAGACGGUCAAAGAAAGUGUCCGUACCAUCUACAGUCAUUUCACGAGUUAUUGGGAGGGGUGGCUGUAACAUCAAUGCUAUCAGAGAGUUCACAGGUGCACAUAUCGACAUUGACAAACAAAAGGACAAAACCGGAGACAGAAUAAUAACAAUAAGAGGUGGAACAGAAUCCACCAGACAGGCAACGCAUUUGAUUAAUGCACUCAUUAAAGAUCCUGACAAAGAAAUAGAUGAACUUAUCCCAAAGAAUCGUUUAAAAAGCUCCUCUGCGAACUCAAAAACUUCAUAUUCAACUUCUGCCACCAUUUCCUCAGUUAACAAUUCAGUUAUGGGUAUUAAAGUCACUGCUGUCACAGUGUCAUCGACAUCACAAGCUGCCUCUGCACUCUCAGUCCCAGCCAUUAGUUCAGCAUCUACUCACAAACCAUUGAAAAACCCGGUGAAUAAUGUGCGACCCGGAUUUCCAGUCUCUCUCCCUCUGGCUUAUCCUCCGCCACAGUUUGCUCAUGCUCUACUCGCUGCCCAGACUUUCCAACAGAUCCGUCCUCCUCGAUUGCCUAUGACACACUUUGGAAGUACCUUUCCUCCAGCCCAGUCCACCUGGGGCCCCUUUCCUGUCAGACCUCUUAGCCCUGCACGAGCUACUAAUUCUCCUAAGCCUCACGUGAUGCCUCGCCAUACUACCCAAAAUAAUAGCUCUCAGGUGAUCCCUGGAGUCUCGUCUACUAGCCCAACUGUUACUUCAAGCUCUGCUGCCACAAGUGUGCCUGUCUCAUCCUCAAGCGUGAGCCUCGGCUCGCCUUCAGUUAGAAGACAACUAUUUGUCACAGUGGUUAAAACCUCUAACGCCACAGCAACCACAUUAACCACAACUGCAAGCAACCACGUCACCACACCAACAGCCUCCACGUGCUCCAUUCCCACUGCCAAAGAACAUCGACCUGCAUCAUCACCAUCCCCGCCAUCCCUACCUGGAGGGGGAUCUCGAAGCAGCCCCUCUGAUUGCCUGACAUGUUCUCCUAAUAAAGGGACCUCACUUUCCUCUGAGCAGGAUCUGGGUAGCCAGCCUGUCAUGGAGGCAACUAGCUCAGGCAAUGGCAAGCAAGCGAGCUCUACCUCUGGGAGUGCCUCAAUGCACUCGGCACAUCAGCAUCCUUCAAACUCUAUUUCCCAAGAUUCCCGACCACCUCCAAUGCAGACACCUGCUCCCCCUCCACCAGAUCCAAGGAUGGUGCCAUCCCUUAACUUAGCUGUAAGUGGUCCCUCUCACCAGGCUGCUCCUUCUAACAUGUCUUCAUCAUAUUCCUUAUCCCAGCCAUCUAUGGUUUCUACACAGUCUGCUGCUAAAAUGGAAAAUUCUGCAGUUAGACCUCACUCCCAUGGAGCAAACCCCUCACACAAGAAUCAAGUACCCAUACAGAGUUCCCCGGUGUCUGGCCUUGUUGCACAUGCAAAUAUGAAGCGGCCGCAGAGUGUGCAGUCUUUUGGUUCACAUCCUCACAAUCUAAGCACACAAAGUGCUGCUCAGAAUUCCGGUCACCCCUCAAGCAAACCAAUGGGUCCCAACUUCAGUUCUGCUUUACCAUAUAGUCCAUUUAGCACACUGUUUGAAAAUAAUCCAAAUCCUCCUCACCCUUUCUGGGGUGGCUCUAUGGUUUCUUCUCAGUCAACUCAAGAUUCCAUGCUCUCCACACAAGCUUCAUAUUUGCCAAAUCCUGACUCUAUGCUUCCAUCUGAAACUUCCAAAGCCCCAGGUUUCAGGCCAUCUGUGCAAAGGCCACCUCCAAAUCAGUCAGGUAUUGUAAACAUGGAUUCAUCUUACACCUCAGUGGCAUCAUCCACAACCCAUCUGGGUACCUUUGCCUCAAAUCUUUCGGGAAGUCAAAUGUAUGCACCCGGGGGUCCUCAUACAGCUGCUAACUUCAACAGGCAACACUUUUCUCCUUUAAGUUUAUUGACGCCAUCUUCAUCAGCGUCCAGUGAUUCUUCAGGCCAGACUGUGUCUGCUGGUGUUCGUGCACAGUCCCCAUCCCCUUCGGUGUCUGAGAAACCCAAUUCGGUGCCUCAUGACAGAAAAGUUCCUGUGCCAAUUGGAACAGAACGGUCAGCGCGGAUACGGCAGACGGGGACCUCUACUCCAUCUGUGAUCGGGAGCAACUUGGCAGCUUCAGUGGGUCAUAGCGGAAUCUGGUCUUUUGAAGGCAUGGGAGGGAGUCAAGAUAAAGUGUCGGACUGGUGCCACCCAGGUAUGGGCAAUCACAUGAUCCACAGGCCCAUGUCUGACCCAGGUGUGUUCUCACAACAUCAAGGAAUGGAGAGAGACAGUUCUGGAAUUGUGCCUGCUUCAGGGGCAUACCAACAGCAUGUUCCAGCGGGCUACAUGGACUUUCCGAAAGUUGGGGGUAUGCCUUUCUCCAUGUAUGGAAAUGCAAUGAUCCCUCCUGUAGCUCCAAUGCCGGAUGGCACAGGUGGACCAAUUUUCAAUGGACCUCAUGCUGCUGAUCCUGCUUGGAAUUCAAUUAUAAAGAUUUCAAACUCUACGGAGAAUGGGCCUCAAACUGUAUGGACUGGAACCUGGGCACCCCACAUGAGCAGUGUGCACAUGAACCAGAUGGGUUGAUUUGGAUUAUCUUGUUAGCAUGGAAAAAAAAUCCUUCAGCGAGUUAGGGGGGAUACCAAAACUUUCAUCCCACAAAAAAAGAGAGCAAAAAGAUGACAUGCUCCAAGAUCAUUCUACAAAUGUGCUUGACUGAAGUGUGCAGGCUUUUUGCAGAUCUUACUAAACUGACCCUUUUCUGUGACCAUUGUGACCACCCAGUCCCCAUCAACAUAAAUCUCACUCGAUAGUUAUCCUUCCCCUGCCCACCUUUAUUUUAUUUUCCCUUUUUCUGUUUUCUUUGUUGACAUAACUCUGAUUUUGUUUUUUUAUUUUUGUUUUGUUUUUUUUUCCUUCCUUGAAGCUGUUUGGCUGGUUGGUUUUAGUACUGUAAACUGCUUCUGAGCAAACACAGAAAUUAGCAAAAUUAUGUAACUGAUUCUGAAGUUUUAGAAUGGCAAAUAAAUGUACAAUUGUUUACAUAACAGAAAAGGCUAAGCAGAGAAUUCAAUAUGUCAGUAUAGAGGCUCUACAUUACGUAGACUUAAAUUAAUGUGAGAUGUACCUUCAUAUUCAGAAAUCUGGAUGUUUCCUUCAUACAUUAAACUAUUAAUAAGCA
This is a messenger RNA of Spea bombifrons (plains spadefoot toad), 8644 nucleotides long. It is a transcript of the gene ANKRD17, whose product is annotated as ankyrin repeat domain 17. Gene Ontology annotation, biological process: innate immune response. The transcript has 35 exons. Gene Ontology annotation, molecular function: protein binding; RNA binding. The coding region runs from base 271 to 8049 and encodes 2592 amino acids. Gene Ontology annotation, cellular component: cytoplasm. The record is from RefSeq and is a predicted model, not a curated record. Lineage: Eukaryota; Metazoa; Chordata; Amphibia; Anura; Pelobatidae.